This is a messenger RNA of Guyanagaster necrorhizus, 3177 nucleotides long. RefSeq lists its product as uncharacterized. Lineage: Eukaryota; Fungi; Basidiomycota; Agaricomycetes; Agaricales; Physalacriaceae. The record is from RefSeq and is a predicted model, not a curated record. The transcript is spliced from 3 exons. The coding region runs from base 91 to 2922 and encodes 943 amino acids.
CUUCGACCGGGUGGCCGACGUCGUCGAAGACAUCUGCUUUCGUCCUCCAGCAGCCACUGCAUACCUUUACCUUCCACUUCGUCGAAACUCAUGGAGAAACGACUCUUGCGGGUCCUAUACACAGUCAACAAUUCUCCUCAGUAUAUUCUCGCACGCUCACUUUGUCCCGUUACCGUUUCUUUUUUGUGGCCAACCGAUGGGCAGAAUGCAGGUGGCAUCGAAUAUGCAAGUGUGUCACUAAAAGCCUGUAUUGAAACCCUCUGCACCACCAGUCCGGAGCUCUUACAGAGUGAUAACCGCGACUUCUCGGUAUACGUUCUGGACCCUCUGGAGUCGGAAAGCGCUCCCGGGCGAGUCAAUAUCUCUAAUGAGUCUGAGGGAACCCAAACGGCUGAAGAGCAGGUUCUGGGUGUUGCAGUGGGACUGGGCUUGAUGUCAUGGGCGCUUUCAGCAGAUGAUGAGGGAGCACUCGUCAAUGGCACAUUAACUCGAACUGGAUCUGGGCAGGAGGCGCUUGAGGUUGUACUUGCCCUUCGUGAAACGACGCGCAUAGAGAAGGCAUCGUUUCCUGCUGCCAUACAGUCUUGGAAUAAGAAGAGCGCUAAAGCACAGGGUAAGCAGCCGGAGGUCGACACGGCGGCUACCAUUGCCGCUAUUUUGAACCGACCCAAGAAAUCUAGAACGACGAAGAAUGCUGAUGCAUUGCAAGCGCUACCCGAAUCAGAGAGGAUCUAUAGAUCUUCUUCAGUAUAUAUCGGACCACCGAAGAAAAAGCCUCCAAAUUCUGCUAUGUUCGGCAGGGCACUUUCGACCCCGGCCCCAGCCUCCAUAGAUGCUCCUACUCUGGCUGCUGUCCAUACGGAUACCACAGCAUUAAGUAGUGCUGCUAAGUCUGUCCUUCUUCCGACCGUCUCAACGCAACCUACGAUUAUGACGUCUACACUACCUACAUCUGUUCCUUCAACGACUUCUUCGUCAACUGUCAAGAAGAAAAAGACGAAAAGACGGAAUCGAUCGCCAGAUCAACCGCUAUUUACUCGUGCCACCCCUUUCAAGCGCACAGCUUCCGAACCGCUUCCCAGCCCUAAUAGUACGAUGCCUCAGACACAAUCUCUCACCGAUAUUUUUUUCCAGCUAGCGUCCACUCCUGCCAAUAGCACUCAGAAUGCUGCCCUACUUGCUACCAUAAAUGCUAUUGACUCGGGCAAGGGCAUUGAUGAUAACCCAGCGUUAGUCCGGGCCUUACAGGACCUUGUUACAGCGUGGCAAAUGACACCUUCUGAGUCUGGCAGGACGGCCCCAUUUCAACCUUCCAAUCAGCGAAUUCCUUCUGACGACGGCGUCGCUAUAGACAAAGAAAAUGUCAAUCCAUCUUCUUUCAGGAGACGCGUUGACCAAGACGUAAAGGACUCCAAACCAUCACAGACCUCGACAGUCCCACAACGGACAAAUCUUAGCGGCCAUCUACAUACAGACGAGAAUUCGUGGCCUGUCUCCAGUGUGAACCAAGGUAACGGCGGUUAUAUUUCGAGGAAACGCACUCUGGAUGAGUUCAUGGAGGAUCGCGAGUCUCAGUUGGAAAGACGUCGACGACCCACAUCAUCUAACAUGAUCCCUUUCUCGUCCCCUCCACGAUCUCGGCUUUCUCAGACAGAACCUGGGGGUUCCAGAGGGCGCCCAAUAUGUAUUCCCGAUUCACCUCGGGCACCGAAGAUCGCUGCGUCUUCCCCGGUUAGAGAUGGCACUCAAUCAACCGCGCGCCGAAAGUAUGUAGUCCCAGAUUGGGCUCGUACAGAUACUGCCAUGCGACCGAGGCUUUCUGAGGAAGUCCAACGUGCGUUGAAGGAGGCGGAAGACAGAAAACAGGCGGAGUGUGAAGAGAAGAGACGAUUAGAACGAGAACGACGUAGAGCUAGCAGAGCACAAGGUCGACAGCACCGUGAAAAUACAGAAAGCGACGCGCCAACCACUGCUACCAAUGUAAAAUCAUCAUCUCCUCUUCGGCCCAUCGCCGCUGUCAACACUGGUUUUGCUCUGGUUUCGACCACGUGCGAAAUUCAUUCUGUGUCCAGUUUUUUAACAGGGUCAAGGUCACAGACACCGCCACCCAGCCAGAACAUGGCGCCUCCAUGCACACCUCCCAGGAGGAGGCCUCUCGACUCUCCAUCGACGCCUGUCGGUUCAUCUCUCUUUACUCCGCUCGCCGAUUCUUGGAAGAGCCCUUUGGCAGGCCCCUCUGCAUCACCUUCAUACGGUGCAACAGGAAAACACGCUUCGGAGGAUAAGGACCUUAGCGAAGAGCCCGAAAGCGCCUUCGAAGAGCUUAACUCUCUCCCGCCAAGCUCUUUACCUGACGACGAUGACAACGAAGCCGCACCCGAUAUGGAACACGAGCCUGUUCCCAGCAAUACGAAGCAGUUUUGGCAAGGUCUUCCACCCUCUUCACCAAUACAGUCGAGCAGUCCUCUUGAGGAUGAAGACGACGAUAGCGAUCGUGAAAUUCCCAUAGCCACUUCAGAUGCUGAGGAUGGUGGGGAUGGAGAAGAUACGUACACAGACAUGGAGAGCCAGCCCCUCUGUUCUACAUCCAAAGAAGCAGUCCCUUUACCUGCAAAUCCUCCAGCGCCUGAUGAAAACGGGGUCGCUAUUCCUCCCUGGCAGGAUCAGCCCGGCGUGGAUAUGGACAUGUACAACAUGUUCACCAACGUAGACUAUGGACGUAGCACGACUUUCGCCCCGGAGGGACUUGAUCUAACCGAGUUUAUGGAAUCUAUGAAGCCGUUGAUCCAGAAUCAGCUGGAUCAUAGCUCGAAUGGGCAGGGGGUCUUUGAUUUUAAUUGGAUACAUUCGGGUGAGAGCGAGCUGGAUCCUACUCAGUUGGCAGCGUCCGUGCAGGAGCUGUUUAGUGGGUGCUUGAUGUAACGAGUAGUACAAUUUGCUGCAUAGAACGCAUUAUACCACAUUUACUUAUCAUCUCAUCACAACACAACAUUUCGAAAGGUUUUUUUGUGCUGUGUACCCAGACUUCAGCGACGGAUCGGCAAUAAUACUUGCCAAAGUUCUAGGUGCUUCAUAUGUACGAUAUGGUACAAUCAUGUUUAGGUUCCUGAUUCAAGUCCGUGUUUGGUUCAUACUCAAACUCAAGCUAUAGUACAUCACACAUUCUGGCGAGAAACC